AGAAUUCAGUCUGUAGCUAGGCUAAAUGUGCAGUAUUUAAUUUCCACUCCCUAUACCUGCAGGUUUUAAGAGGGUAUCAAGGAUCAUGAUUCUGUGUGUAUUUAGAUGACGUACCCUGUGUUGUGCGUCACUGGCUCGGUAGGAAGCCAUGAAGAUCAGCGCGCUUCUGACCUCUGCAGGCAUCAAUAUUGGACUUUGCGUGCUCUUUCUGUCGCUCUAUUCUAUCCUCAGAAAGCAGCCGGCUAAUAUCAGGGUAUACUUCGGCCGGAGGAUUGCUGAGGAGCAUAGUCUGCUCCGAGAGGCUUUUAUCUUGGAGAGGUUUGUUCCGUCUGCUGGCUGGAUCGUGAAAGCCCUGCAGUGUACAGAGGAAGAGCUCUUGGCAGCUGCUGGGUUGGAUGCUGUCGUUUUCAAUCGAAUGCUUGUAUUCAGCAUACGCAUCUUUUCCCUAGCUGCCCUUCUGUGUAUUUCUAUAAUUCUUCCACUGAAUUAUUUUGGACAAAAUAUACAUCAUCUUCAGAUUCAUUCAGAACAAUUGGAUAUCUUCACCAUUGGGAAUGUGCAAGUGCGAUCAAGAUGGCUUUGGGUCCAUUGUAUAGUCCUCUACAUAAUAUCUGGAGUAGCUUGCCUUCUCCUAUAUCUUGAGUACAAGCACAUUGCUAAGUUAAGGCUCAUUCACCUUAAACGUGAAACACCCAGUCUAGGACAAUUCACUGUGCUUGUUCGUGGAAUACCAAAGACAACAAAAGAAUCGUGCAGUAGUGAUGUUGAUGAUUUCUUUACCAAGUAUCAUGCAUCAAGUUACCUAUUCCAUCAAGUUGUAUACAAAGCUGGAAAAGUUCAGAAGAUAAUGACUAGUGCAAAGAAAGCAUGUAGAAAGUUGGAAGAUUUCACAGUCACCAUGGUAGAUCAUAUCGUGUUGCCCAAUGACGAAGUAGUAGAGAACAGAGGGGAAGAUGACCUGAACGAUUCUAUCUCGAACACAGAUAACAACACAGAUAAUGAGGAAUGUGCAGUAGCUUUUGUAUUUUUCAAAACUCGUUACGGAGCACUUGUUGCAUCAGAUGUACUUCAGACAUCGAACCCUACGAAGUGGGUUACUGAUCUAGCUCCAGAACCAAAUGAUGUGUAUUGGUCAAAGAUUUGGCUUCCUUAUAAUCAGCUUUGGAUUCGACAAAUAGCUACUCUUCUAGGUUCUAUUGUUUUUAUGUUGUUAUUUCUGAUACCGGUGGCAUUUAUACAAGGUCUAUCUGAGCUAGAGCAGUUGCAGCAGAAGCUUCCUUUUCUUAAUGGGUUAUUAACGAAGCCAUACAUGAUCCAGCUAGUAACUGGAUACCUUCCGAGUGUCAUCCUGCAAAUAUUUCUGUACAGCGUUGCGCCAAUAAUGAUGCUAUUUUCUACAUUGGAGGGGCCUACGUCUCACAGUGAAAGGAAGAGGAGUGCUUGCUGCAAAGUUCUGUACUUUAUGAUUUGGAAUCUCUUCUUUGUUAAUCUAGUAUCUGGCACGGUCUUAAAACAACUGAAUUUUUUUUCAAGCCCGAAGGAAAUCCCUUUACAGCUAGCUAGGGUUAUACCUGGGCAGGCUACCUUCCUCAUCACCUAUGUUCUGACUUCAGGGUGGGCCAGUUUAUCAUCCGAACUUAUGCAACUCUUUGCUCUGAUAUGGAACUUCAUAAGUAAAUAUAUUCUUAGAAUUAAAGAAGAUACAGAAUUCGUGCCCUCAUUUCCCUAUCACACAGAAGUACCAAAAGUUCUGCUGUUUGGGCUAUUGGGCUUCACAUGCUCUGUACUGGCACCUUUGAUCUUACCUUUCCUGCUAGUGUACUUCUUCCUUGGUUAUGUGGUAUACCGCAAUCAGCUGCUGAAUGUAUACCGCACGAGGUAUGACACAGGUGGUUUGUACUGGCCAAUCGCUCACAACACGGUGAUAUUCUCUCUUGUGCUCACCCAGAUCAUCUGCCUCGGCGUAUUUGGCCUCAAAGUGUCACCGGUAGCUGCAGGCUUUACCAUACCCCUUAUCAUCCUUACCCUUUUAUUCAAUCAGUACUGCAGAAAACGGCUCCUCCCGCUAUUCAAAACUUUUCCAGCACAGGAUCUUGUCGACAUGGACAGGGAAGAUGAACAGUCAGGAAAAAUGGAACACAUUCACCACCAACUCCAUACCGCGUAUUGCCAGUUCCCUGACACCGAAGAAAUGCAGCUGGAGAAAAUCCGGAUUGCUGGGAAUGACAAGGACGACGAAGAACGUUGUAGCUCAGGUGAGUCGAACAGCAAAGAAACCUGCGAGGAACGGCAGCCCAGAAAGGAUCUGUCUCACCCAACACUGAAGGGACUCCCCGUUAACCGUCUGCAGAACGCCAUCAGGUCCAUCACUUUCCUCAUUAGAUUGCAGAAGAGAGGUCUAUCGUGAUGCAGCAUUGGGUAACUGACUGACUGGCCGCUAAAUCCUCCACUGUG
Molecule: messenger RNA, 2454 nt
Organism: Lolium rigidum
Lineage: Eukaryota; Viridiplantae; Streptophyta; Magnoliopsida; Poales; Poaceae
Product: CSC1-like protein RXW8
Exons: 10
Coding region: 149-2407 (752 amino acids)
Cellular component (GO): plasma membrane
Molecular function (GO): calcium-activated cation channel activity
Source: RefSeq, a predicted model, not a curated record